Messenger RNA from Nasonia vitripennis (jewel wasp), 2994 nucleotides. It is a transcript of the gene Gdh, whose product is annotated as glutamate dehydrogenase, mitochondrial. Gene Ontology annotation, molecular function: L-glutamate dehydrogenase (NAD+) activity. Bases 318 to 1964 code for a protein of 548 amino acids. The transcript has 6 exons. Gene Ontology annotation, cellular component: mitochondrion. NCBI's taxonomy places the organism in Eukaryota, Metazoa, Arthropoda, Insecta, Hymenoptera, Pteromalidae. The record is from RefSeq and is a predicted model, not a curated record. Gene Ontology annotation, biological process: L-glutamate catabolic process.
AGACGACGCGCACGUCUCAUAUAGGGGGGGGGGCGGCAUACCUCCCCCCAAUUCAGUCUCGCGUUCUCUCUUCGUUUUCUAGCCACCGAAAAGAGAGAACGUGCUGUUCUCUCUCUCUCUCUCUCCUAUUUUCUCGUGGCGGCCUAUAUUCCCGCUGUGCGGCGCAGAGUCUCGUCGUCGUCGGCGCGCGCGUGGCACAGCUGCGUCGAGAAAAGAAGAAGGAGGAAGUAUAGCGGCCAGUCGACUGUAACACCUUCACUGCACGUCGACCCGGUCAGCGAGGAAUCAGUUAGAAGGGUACCAACAACACAGACAAGAUGUUCCAUGUACGAGGCCUGACCCGUACCUCAGCUGCUCUGAAGCAGACCCAGGAGUUGGCUCAAACCGCAGCCCUGGUGCGCCUUCAGAACAGAGGCUACGCUGACCACCAAAUUCCGGAGAAGCUGAAGGAUGUUCCUACGGCAGCCAACCCCAAGUUCUUCGACAUGGUCGAGUACUUCUUCCACCGAGCCUGCCAGAUCGUCGAGGACAAGCUCGUCGAGGACGUGGGCAAACGCUCGAGGCUCAGCAUCGAGGAGAGAAAGAAGAAGGUCAAGGGUAUCCUCAUGUUGAUGGAGCCCUGCGACCACAUCCUCGAGACGACCUUCCCGCUGAGGCGCGACUCCGGCGACUACGAGAUGAUCACCGGCUUCAGGGCGCAACACUCCACUCAUCGGACGCCGUGCAAAGGAGGUAUCCGUUUUUCGAUGGAUGUGUGCAGAGACGAGGUGAAGGCCCUGUCAGCCCUGAUGACGUUCAAGUGCGCCUGUGUGGACGUGCCGUUUGGUGGAGCCAAGGCUGGUAUCAAAAUCAACCCCAAGGAGUACUCUGACAACGAGCUCGAGAAGAUCACUCGUCGAUUCACCCUCGAGUUGGCCAAGAAGGGCUUCAUCGGACCGGGUGUUGACGUACCCGCCCCCGACAUGGGUACAGGCGAGCGCGAGAUGUCCUGGAUCGCCGACACCUACGCCAAGACCAUUGGCCAUCUCGACAUCAACGCCCACGCCUGCGUCACCGGCAAACCUAUCAAUCAGGGUGGUAUCCACGGACGUAUCUCCGCCACUGGUCGUGGUGUCUUCCAUGGACUCGAGAACUUCAUCAACGAGGCUAACUACAUGAGCAUGAUCGGAACGACGCCAGGCUGGGGUGGCAAAACCUUCAUCCUGCAGGGAUUCGGUAACGUGGGUCUGCACACGAUGCGUUACCUGCACCGUGCCGGCGCUACCUGCAUCGGUAUCAUCGAGCACGACGGUUCGAUCAUCAACCCCGAUGGUAUCGAUCCUAAGCAGCUCGAGGAGUACCGCCUCGACAACGGCAGCAUCGUUGGUUUCCCCCACGCCAAGCCCUACGAAGGCGAGAACCUCAUGUACGAGCCCUGCGAUAUCUUCAUCCCUGCCGCCGUAGAGAAGGUCAUCACCAAGGAGAACGCUGGUCGCAUUCAGGCCAAAAUCAUCGCCGAGGCUGCCAACGGCCCUACGACCCCCGCAGCCGACAAGAUCCUCAUUGACAGGAACAUUCUCGUCAUUCCCGAUCUGUACAUCAACGCUGGUGGUGUCACCGUGUCCUUCUUCGAGUGGCUCAAGGAUCUCAACCACGUUUCCUACGGUCGUCUUACCUUCAAAUACGAGAGGGAAUCCAACUACCACCUUCUUGAAUCCGUGCAGGAGUCCCUUGAGCGCAGGUUCGGACGCGUUGGUGGACGCAUUCCCGUGACACCCUCCGAGUCCUUCCAGAAACGUAUCUCCGGUGCUUCCGAAAAAGACAUUGUACACUCUGGAUUGGACUACACUAUGGAACGAUCUGCUAGAGCUAUCAUGAAGACGGCAAUGAAGUUCAACCUUGGACUGGACUUGAGAACGGCGGCGUAUGUCAACUCAAUCGAGAAGAUCUUCACGACUUAUUCCGAAGCUGGUCUUGCCUUCUAAGCUCGUUAAGUUAGUCAUUAAGUGGUACAGACACAAGCAUUACACUUAAAAAUGAAAAAAGACACCCAUUCACUCAGAGAAUUGAUUUGAAUACAGGAAAAAUAAAAAAAAAGAGAACAUUAGAAGUCGUACGCGCGAACGCAAUAGAGCAGUAUUCGUUUUCACGCUGUGCGAUUUUGCGAAAAAUCAAAAGAUGAAAAUAAUGCCGCGUCGAGUAUUUGGUAUGUUUAUACCCAACCUGGCUAGAAGAUUCCAUGGGAAAGAAAUUUCAAUCGACUACGCUUGACGAGAACAUCGAGAAGAUCUCUUAAUGUAGAGUAUACUAUUUGCACGCAUUUAAAUGUUACAUGUUACACGUUGAAUAUAAAUAAGUUCUCGUCAAUCGUAACCGAGACAAUUUAUUUUUUAAUUAAAUUUUAAAUCGUUUUCUUAUACGAGUGAUUUUCAAUGAAAUGUUGUAUUCGGGUUGGGAAACAGGUUUAAAAAAAAGAAUAGCUCCGACGUACAUACUUCAAUGUCUUCUCUGUGCAAUGCGCACUUUUAGGUCAUUUAACCCACUCACCUCUGCUAUUUUGCCAUGAAUGAAGCGUUUCGGAAAAAAUCGAGAAAAUGAAAACAAAAAAAUGUGAAAAGAAGCGUGAAUAGUGCAUUCUCCAAAGUCGCGUGGCAGCAUGCAUUUUAUAUUCGAAUUUUUAUCAAUGAGAUUUUAACUUUUAAGAAUGAAUUAUUGUUAUCGUUCAUCCUAUGUCUGUCUGGUGCUCGUUUGCGUUCGUUUUGUCAACCGAAGGCUCGGCAACAGUGACACCGCUUUCCACAACGUUGCGAUUCUGUUUACAUACUUAAACGCAAUAGGAAAAGCUGUUUUUUAAUGAAAUAUGAAAGUAACUUAAUAAAACUGUACUUCUGUCGACGUUUUGUGCGGUAUCCGAAGGCCCGCGAUUGUAUUUAUAAUGGAGGAAUUACAUUUGUUAUACCAACUGAAGCAAUGACGUUAAAUAAACAUUAUACACGUUGCAACGUGAAUAUCGUA